Scedosporium apiospermum is the source of this 384-nucleotide messenger RNA. RefSeq lists its product as uncharacterized. Bases 1 to 384 code for a protein of 127 amino acids. The transcript is spliced from 4 exons. Gene Ontology annotation, biological process: mitochondrial electron transport, ubiquinol to cytochrome c. NCBI's taxonomy places the organism in Eukaryota, Fungi, Ascomycota, Sordariomycetes, Microascales, Microascaceae. The record is from RefSeq and is a predicted model, not a curated record.
AUGGGUAUUUGGGAUACUAUCACGGAGCUCGUCGACGCGGCUAUGCCGUGGAGCGAGGCUGAGGCCGAGGCCCCUGCUGAGCCCCAGACUCAGGACGAGGCCGUCGAGGAUACCAAGGUAGAAGACGAAGAGGAGGAAGAGGAAGAAGAAGAGGAGGAGGAGGAGGAGGAGCCCGUCGACCCUAAGGAAGAGCUUGAGAACGAGUGCAAGGAGUCUGCUGCUUGCGCGCCCGCUAAGCACCACUUCGAUGAGUGUGUCGAGCGAGUCACUGCCGCCAUCGAUGCUGAUGGCAAGGCCAACGAGGACUGCGUUGAGGAGUUCUUCCACCUCGCCCACUGCGCCAGCGAAUGUGCCGCCCCCAAGCUCUGGGCGAAGCUCAAGUAA